GCAGAGCCGAGACCAGAGACCUGUGUACUGAGACCAUAGACCAGCACAGCACUUCACCUCCACAUCACAAGAUCAUAUUUGAGAGCGGAAAUUUCAACGCCCUGUUGGGUUGGAUCACCACGGGAGAGGACUGAAGACAUUUGCAGGCAAAACAAGAGGAUGCAGUGCAGGCUCAGCUGGUGACUGGUCUGCAGGUUCUCUGCUUCUCUUGACACUGGAGUGAGCCACAUUUUGGGGAGUAUUUGUGAACUUCUACAGCCCAUCACUGGAGUACAGGGUGUGCAUUCAGUCAACUUGCUCAGAUCAUCAGCACAGCUCAUCUCCUGAGAGAGAAGAGCAAAGUAGCUGCACAAGAUUUACCUCUGUCACCUACUCUCCCCUGGCCCCGCCCCAACCGCCCUUUCGCCAUGGUGCUGUCCCAACGGCAAAGAGAUGAACUAAAUCGCGCAAUAGCGGAUUAUCUUCGUUCCAAUGGAUAUGAAGAGGCGUAUUCCAAUUUCAAAAAAGAAGCUGAAUUAGAUGUGAAUGAAGAGUUGGACAAGAAGUAUGCAGGUCUUUUAGAGAAGAAAUGGACCUCUGUCAUCAGGUUACAGAAAAAGGUUAUGGAGCUCGAAUCAAAGUUAAAUGAUGUUAAAGAUGACAUACAUUUUGGUGGACCUGUCAGUCAGAAGCGCGACCCCAAAGAGUGGAUCCCCCGACCUCCAGAGAAGUACUCUCUGAGCGGGCACAGGAGCCCUGUCACUCGAGUCAUAUUCCAUCCAGUCUUCAGUGUCAUGGUGUCAGCCUCUGAGGAUGCCACCAUAAAGGUUUGGGACUAUGAGACAGGAGACUUUGAACGCACUUUGAAGGGUCAUACAGACUCUGUACAGGACAUCUCUUUUGACCAAACUGGCAAACUGCUCGCCUCCUGCUCUGCUGAUAUGACUAUCAAGCUGUGGGAUUUCCAAGUCUUUGAGUGCAUAAGAACUAUGCAUGGGCAUGAUCACAAUGUUUCAUCAGUUGCCAUCAUGCCCAAUGGAGAUCACAUUGUCUCAGCUUCAAGGGACAAAACUAUAAAAAUGUGGGAAGUCGCCACUGGUUAUUCUGUAAAGACCUUCACAGGCCACAGGGAGUGGGUUCGUAUGGUGCGACCAAACCAGGAUGGCACAUUAAUUGCCAGCUGCUCCAAUGACCAGACAGUGCGCGUGUGGGUUGUGGCCACUAAAGAGUGCAAAGCAGAGCUGCGGGAACAUGAGCAUGUAGUGGAGUGCAUUUCAUGGGCUCCAGAAAGCGCUUAUCCCAAUAUCCAAGAUGCCACCGGGUCAGAGAAUAAGAAAAGUGGGAAGCCAGGUCCUUUCCUAUUGUCUGGCUCCAGAGAUAAAACUAUUAAGAUGUGGGAUAUUAGCACCAGUAUGUGCCUUAUGACUCUGGUUGGCCAUGACAAUUGGGUACGUGGAGUCCUUUUCCAUCCAGGUGGCAAAUUUAUAGUGAGUUGUGCAGAUGACAAAACUUUGAGGAUUUGGGACUACAAAAACAAGCGCUGCAUGAAAACCUUGGGUGCUCACGAACACUUUGUUACCUCUAUGGAUUUCCACAAGGCUGCUCCGUAUGUUGCCACAGGCAGCGUAGAUCAAACGGUAAAAGUGUGGGAAUGUCGUUGAUAUGGACCUUGGAGGGUUGGACCAUCUCCUGCAGAUGUUCCACUAGAUACUGAUAAACUCCACCCUACCUGUCCAUGUAACCCAAACUCCUGCACAUCUCUGCAGCUGCACUUAACCACCAUGGUCAUUUACCCAUCGUGCUCUCUGGUCCAGUAACUUUUGUCUUUCUGUGUAAAAUAUUCCUGGAUGUAGAAGAGCUAUUAAAUGUUACACAAAAAGUAUUCUUGCAUGGUAAUCCCAAAUUGUAUAAUACAACUUUAAAUAACAUUGAAUUUGUGUAGAAAAACAUAAGGUUGCUGCCUAUCUGUCAUACAGAGCAACUGAAAAGCAGGGUUUUAGAAGGCGUAAAAUGUAGGGCACUAAAUCUAUAAUUUAAGAUAUUACUGUAUCUUUAUAUGAGAUUUAUUUUUGUCUUUUUUUAUUUAGAUUUUUUUUUCUGAUACUGUUUUCCCCCCAAGCCGGUUGGUGCCUAGCAUAUUAUAGGAACGCUGUGAAUGGGCUUUGAAAUAAUAUAUUAUUAAUUCUUAAAUGAGCAAACCGUUGUUCCUUGAACAAGACUUGUCAUACUUUUUUUUUUUUUUUUUUUUUCUUUUCCCCCCCCUUCAGACUGGUGAUGAAAAGCAGCUUUACUUUUGUCAGUGUGCCACAUCUAACUAGAGCUGUGGCUAUGCCAUACUUGAGAUAAAAUUUCCUUGUAGUGUCAAAUGUUACAUUUUAACAUUUUGAUUCUGCUUAAAUGAGACUUGGGUAUGAAUGCAGUCUAGUAGCGCUUAAUGUGUAUUUCCCUUUUUAAAGAUCAAUUUAGAAAUGUAAUUGCUUAGCCUGGUCCACCCGUCUGACAGUUGGAAGCAAAGCUAAAUUUUAUUUAAUGAAUGCGUCAUUGUUCCUGGAUGGAAUAUGUGAAGUCCAUACAGUUCCAAUAUGAAGGUGAACAAUAUGAUAACUUGUGUACUGUUUUGGCUUAAGUAGUAAGUUUUCUGUGAAAAUAUAAAAUUUAUAUUAAGUUAAAUGGAAACCAGUCUUUUGCUAUGGACUUGCAACCCAAUGUUCAAUUGGAAAGGAGGGGUAGGCACAUAAAGACCCAAUCAGCAAUGUCCUCUGCUCCAGUGAGAGCAUACUGUGAGAAGUAAGCUUCGAUCUCUGACAAAGUCUUAAUGUGUAUGUAUUGGAUAUGACAUGAAACCAGCCAAUUCUUUCUGAAGGCAAGCAUGAACUCCUUUUCAAAGUGCAAUUUAAAAGGUGAAAGAUCUUCUAAUAAUUUACUUUUGAUCCUUAAUCUAUUGCAAAGUAACAAACUACAUUUUUCCCGAUGAGCAUUUUCCUUAAAAUGUCUUUCUUUGAAUUAAUGAAGGAGGAUUGUAAUUUGUGUUAUUGCAGCUUUAUUCAUACUGUGUACUGGAUAUGGUGAUGCUGCUCCAAGUUGAUAUUGGCUAGUCCUGUGAGUGUAAUGUUGCAUUGCUGCAUGUAAAUGACCAUAGAAGCAAAGCUGUGCACCCACUUGUGUAACAGAUCUAGUCACCACGGAGACGUCUGUUACUGCUGCUCCAUCCAAAAAUGAUGACAAUAAAGAGAAAUGCGAGUUUAAUGUAAGAUUGUUUUGGUAGUGGCCCAAGUGGCAGGGGCAGACAAGACAAAAGAGACAAUCAACUAUUUGACGGUCGUUUUUGUUGUCAAAUAGGAGCAGCUUUCAAGACUGUAGGUAUACGCUACAUUCCAAGUUAAUAUAAAAUGGAAAAUUUAAAACAAGGAAAUGAUUCGUGGAGGAUGCCGGUUUUGCUGUGUUUUGUGCUGCUUAAAUUAGUUGGAAUUAAAGUUAUAGACAGUUUUUAUUGGCGUCCAAACUCCCCCACAGCAUAGACAGCAUAAUUCUUUCUAUGUUCCAAGGGACCCAAGACCAAACAAACUCUUUAGGGAGCUUGUUUUCCGUGUCCGGCUUCACUCUUCAGCAAACAGUCAGGCUUUACCCUGUUUGUCAUAAUUGUUUGCAAUAAAAGAAAUGAAAACUA
Boleophthalmus pectinirostris (great blue-spotted mudskipper) is the source of this 3646-nucleotide messenger RNA. RefSeq names its product platelet-activating factor acetylhydrolase 1b, regulatory subunit 1a (gene pafah1b1a). The record is from RefSeq and is a predicted model, not a curated record. The coding region runs from base 408 to 1640 and encodes 410 amino acids. Gene Ontology annotation, biological process: establishment of mitotic spindle orientation; nuclear migration; brain morphogenesis. Gene Ontology annotation, cellular component: neuronal cell body; neuron projection; microtubule associated complex. The transcript is spliced from 11 exons. Gene Ontology annotation, molecular function: microtubule plus-end binding; dynein complex binding. Lineage: Eukaryota; Metazoa; Chordata; Actinopteri; Gobiiformes; Gobiidae.